Molecule: messenger RNA, 5924 nt
Organism: Cavia porcellus (domestic guinea pig)
Lineage: Eukaryota; Metazoa; Chordata; Mammalia; Rodentia; Caviidae
Gene: Avil
Product: advillin
Exons: 19
Coding region: 2836-5463 (875 amino acids)
Biological process (GO): cytoskeleton organization; barbed-end actin filament capping; actin filament severing
Cellular component (GO): cytoplasm; actin cytoskeleton
Molecular function (GO): actin filament binding; phosphatidylinositol-4,5-bisphosphate binding
Source: RefSeq, a predicted model, not a curated record
CUCCUUCUUGGAGCCAACUCAUUGCUAUCCAGGUGCUUAACAAGCACCUUGGUGUCCUAUUGACUGCUGAGCAUGAACCAGAAGCCCUAAGAAAACUGAGUCUCAACUCUCUUUUGUGCCUUUCUGUUAUUUCCAAACCCAGCGUCCUGAAAUUGAGAGCCCAGCAUUGCUCCUUGCACAUAGUAGGCAUUCUGAUACGCACUGGGCUGAUGGAGACCCUCCUGACUCCCCCACUCUUAAGAAUUGGCCAGAAGCUUCUCAGGACAGCUUCAGCAGCCUGGACAUCCAGGCACACGUAGCCAGCAGCUCUAGACUCUCCUCCUGUCAUCAGCUUAAUGCAUUCAUAUCUACAAUAUGGCAAAUUUCAUAUCCUCCCUGUCUCUCUUUGCAUUAUUGAUGGACUCUACACUUAAAAAAAUCAAUAGAUAAGGGCGUGGAGCUAGAGUUAAAAGAAGCCCUUAAAAGUCCACUCUCCUUGUUUUUGCUGCUUUGAAUAAUUAGCUUUCCCUCUGGUUUGAAUAAGUCAAGCCCGUGAUUGGCCAGGACUAGGAAAAUGCGGUAAAGAUGCAAACACAAGCAAAUAUAACCCAGAGUCUGCAGCCAUUAGGCUGGGACGGCCAGACCUGGAGGCUGCUGCUUUGGGGUAGUUCUUCGGUCCUGCUGCUGUUCACUUACUAGAAUACUGGGAAGACAGAAGGUAAGGUCUUUGGUUUAUGGCUGUUCCUCAGGUGACAAUGCUACUAAAGGAAAAAAAGCAGGAAAUGGAAAUUUCUUUGGCAUUGUCUUCUGGGAUGAGGCUUUAAAAUGAUUCAACAAAGUGUUUGUGAGCAGUUUUGCAAAUUUCCUGUUGAGAAAUAUAGAGGCCACUGUUAACCCACUGAAGGGGUUGGGCACAUUUUCAAAUUGGGGAAGACAAGGUAAAAGUUAAAACUAGCUUCCUCUGGGAGCCGUCUCUGUGAGACGGGGGCAUGUGUGAGAGGGAGGGUUAUGAGCCCGAGGGACCUCUGCAGUCCUCUCAGGAUACUGAAUUAACAAACUAGUACUUGAAAGACUGACCUUUGAGGGAAUUUUGAUAUUGAGAUGGAAUUACGUUUUCUGGGUGUUCCAGUGUGGACCCCUCUUGGAACACAUACUGUUCAUUUGAGGUUCCUGGCGCUUUGAGCUCCUUCACAAUUUUGAAGUGUACUGGAAAGCAAAACACUGAUUUUGGGCUCUGAGACUCAGUCCUAAUUAAUACCAGUUGGUUUGGCUUUUACCAAAUUGACACUUCUCCUGUCUCCAAGGAAUGAACUAAUUGGCCCAGUCCCCUUUUCCUAGUUGGGCUAUGCUUUUGCCUUUAAUGUCUGAAAUCUAGGGUUUGGAGAAAAUCCAAACAUUUCCUGGCAGUUCUGAGCAGCACAGGGUGGGGCUACGUAAGUUAUUGAAUUAAAUCCUCAAACACUGGCUGCUCCAACGCAUUGCUCUCAUUUAGUCUUGUCCUAGCAGUACACAAAGGGAGUUUGCUCUUUCUGUUUUGUUUUAUUCUUUGCCAAAGUCCAUACUAGAUAAUGGCACAUAUUCUCCAAAUCUGGUUUCGUCCAUCAAGGCUCAAGGAAAAAAUGGUCAGAUAUACUUGUGUUUGUGUGGGCAAGUGGGUGGGGAUUGAACCCAGGACCUGGAGUACGCUGGGAAAAUGGCCUGAGCUGCGUUCCCAACCCUGCAUUAUUUUCCUCUAACAGGUGCUACAUGCCUCCCAAUAGUAAAAAUCCAUACAACGCUCCCUUGGUACAUUUUUACAGUCUUAUGUAAACCCAUCAAUCCCAUAAUUUUUCCUUGACCUCUUGGGAGAAACUAGUAUUUAUCUGUAUUGCAUAUUGUCAUACUGAAAACUCCCUGGAGCAGGAAUUAGUGAGGGAGACAAAUGACAUAAAACACACAGGAGAUCCAGACAUGUAUAGGUUCCUAAUAAACCACACCACACCUUAACUACAGAAAGCCCAGAAUCCACUGAGACUACUCUUCACUGCUUCCUCAUCUCCCAACUCUGCCUUGCUCAGCUCAAGGAAGUGGAGACCUCCACAUUUUCUGUGUUGGAGAGACAGGGACAGGCAAGCCUAGGCCACACCUAUCCCUUUGCAGAGGUCCUGAGUCCUUUGUCCCAGCCCAGCCGAGAAGCUCAGGGAAUAUGUGAGUCAUACAACAGAGGCAAAGUGGGUAGAGCUGUAGGAUAGUUCACUUAAAAGAAUAAAUAAAAUCCCAAGGAACAGUCAAAAGAGGUGACAUGAGAGGACCUUGAAAGCAGAGAUCUUGGUAGAAAGCUACUCAGUUUGGAAAUAGUUUUUCUUAGAUUUUAUCCCAACUUGCUGCAGAAUUUAGAUAAGCCUAUGAAGGGUCUCAAUAUGUCAAAGUGGCUGAAAGCCCAGGCUUUAAGAUCGGAUGCGGAGCUCAUUCUGUGUGCCCAUGAGCAGCUUCUUUAACCUCUCUAAGCCUCAACUUAUUACAGCAUGAGGUGAAGAAAAGUUCACCUGAAAACUAAGUAAGAUAAUGUGUGCAAUGUGAGCAGAGGGUUUAACGUUUUACCACGCCCUGCUCCCGGGUUUAACAUUUUUACCGCAAAGGCUGUGGUGGGUUUGAACCAGGAAUUGCAGGUGGGACCAAGUCAGCCAAGCUCACUGUGACCUUGAUCAAGUUGUUUCCCUGGUCAUGGUGACCAGGUGUAGAUGUGCAUACCACAAGGACAUGGCAGGAUGGCCAGUGAGAUUGGGAACUGACUUAGGAGGCAAACAGGAUUGAUGCCCAGCAUGAGAGGCAUCACCUCUUGCUCUGUGAUGUUUCAGUCCUGGGAAGACAAGCACCAUGUCUCUAAGCAGUGCCUUCAGAGCUGUGGGCAACGACCCUGGGAUCAUCACCUGGAGGAUCGAGGUGAGCCAGAACGCUACUCCUGACCACUGGCAUCUGUUAGCGGAAUCUGGCUGCCAGUGCCUGCUAGAUAACAGCCUUCCAGCCCUCCUGAGUCUGUGGUUUAAGAACAGUGAGAGGCAGCAUCAAAGUCGACAUUUCCCCUUGUCCUCUCCCUGGUACUCAAAGCAGAAAAUGGAGCUGGCACUGGUGCCUCUGAGUGCCCAUGGCAACUUCUACGAGGGCGACUGCUACAUUGUCCUCUCGACUCGGAAAGUGGGCAACCUCCUCUCCCAGAACAUCCACUUCUGGAUUGGGAAGGACUCCUCUCAGGAUGAGCAGAGCUGUGCAGCCAUCUACACCAUACAGCUAGAUGACUACCUGGGAGGCAGCCCUGUGCAGCACCGAGAGGUCCAGUACCAUGAGUCUGACACCUUCCGUGGCUACUUCAAGCAGGGCAUCAUCUAUAAAAAAGGGGGUGUGGCCUCUGGGAUGAAGCAUGUGGAGACCAACACCUACGAUGUGAAGCGGCUGUUACAUGUGAAAGGGAAGAGAAACAUCAGGGCCACUGAAGUGGAAGUGAGCUGGGACAGUUUUAACCGAGGGGAUGUCUUUUUGCUAGACCUUGGGAAAGUCAUCAUCCAGUGGAAUGGCCCAGAAAGCAACAGUGGGGAGCGCCUGAAGGCUAUGCUUCUGGCAAAGGAUAUUCGAGACAGAGAGCGAGGGGGCCGUGCUGAAAUAGGAGUGAUUGAGGGGGACAAGGAGGCAGCCAGCCCGGAGCUGAUGACGGUCCUUCAGGACACCCUUGGCCGACGCUCUAUUAUCAAGCCUGCAGUACCUGAUGAAAUCAUAGAUCAGCAGCAGAAGUCAAAUAUCACGUUGUAUCAUGUCUCGGACUCAGACGGGCAGCUGGCAGUCACAGAGGUAUCCACGAGGCCUCUGGUCCAGGACUUACUGAACCAUGAUGACUGCUACAUCCUGGACCAAGGUGGAGCCAAGAUAUAUGUGUGGAAAGGAAAAGGAGCCACAAAGGUUGAGAAACAGGCGGCCAUGUCAAAAGCCCUGAGCUUCAUCAAGAUGAAGGGCUAUCCCAGCAGCACCAACGUGGAGACUGUCAAUGACGGAGCUGAGUCAGCCAUGUUCAAGCAGCUGUUCCAGAAGUGGUCAGUGAAGGACCAGACCACGGGCCUGGGGAAAACAUUCAACAUUGGUAAAAUUGCUAAGAUUUUCCAGGACAAGUUUGAUGUGACCGUGCUACACACCAAGCCAGAGGUAGCUGCCCAGGAGAGAAUGGUAGACGAUGGCAGCGGGAAAGUUGAGGUCUGGCGAAUUGAGAACCUUGAGCUGAUGCCCGUGGAGCACCAGUGGUAUGGAUUCUUCUAUGGAGGAGACUGCUAUUUGGUGCACUAUACAUAUGAGGUGAAUGGGAGGCCGCAUUACAUCUUAUACAUCUGGCAGGGCCGGCAUGCCUCACAGGACGAGCUAGCAGCCUCAGCAUACCAGGCAGUAGAGCUGGAUCGGCAGUUUGAUGGAGCCCUGGUGCAGGUUCGGGUCAGCAUGGGGAAGGAGCCACGCCACUUCAUGGCCAUCUUCCAAGGAAAGCUUGUUAUUUAUGAGGGUGGGACAUCUAGAAAAGGAAAUUCUGAGCCUGACCCUCCAGUAAGACUCUUCCAGAUUCAAGGAAAUGACAAAUUUAACACCAAAGCAGUGGAAGUUUCAGCCUUUGCCUCCUCCUUAAAUUCCAAUGAUGUCUUCCUGCUUCAAACCCAGGCAGAGUACUACCUGUGGUAUGGCAAGGGGUCCAGUGGGGAUGAGCGGUCCAUGGCCAAGGAGCUGGCCACACAGCUCUGUGGAGGCACCGAGGAAACUGUGGCCGAAGGUCAGGAGUCGGCUGAGUUCUGGGACCUGCUGGGAGGAAAAGCUCCCUAUGCCAAUGAUAAAAGACUACAGCAGGAAAUCCUAGAUGUCCAGUCCCGUCUCUUUGAAUGCUCCAAUAAGACCGGCUGCUUCAUUGUCACUGAGAUCACAGACUUUACUCAGGAUGACCUGAACCCAAGUGAUGUGAUGCUCCUGGAUACCUGGGACCAGGUGUUCUUGUGGACUGGAGCUGAGGCCAAUGCCACAGAGAAGGAGAGGGCCCUUGCUACUGCACAGGAAUACCUGCAAACUCACCCCAGUGGCCGAGACCCUGCUACGCCCAUCCUGAUCAUCAAACAGGGGUUUGAGCCUCCCACCUUCACUGGCUGGUUCCUGGCCUGGGACCCUCACAUUUGGAGUGCAGGAAAAUCAUACGAACAGUUAAAGGAAGAGCUGGGAGACGCUGCUGCUAUCAUACAAAUCACUGCCGACAUGAAGAAUGCUACCCUGUCCCUAAAUUCUGAUGACAGUGAGCCAAAAUAUUACUCUAUGGAAGUUCUGUUAAAAAGUCAGAAUCAGGGGCUACCUGAGGAUGUCAACCCUGCCAAAAAGGAGAAUUACCUCUCUGAAAGUGACUUUGUGUCUGUGUUUGGCAUCACAAGAGGACAAUUUGCUGCUUUGCCUGGCUGGAAACAGCUCCAACUGAAGAAACAAAGGGGGCUUUUCUAAGGCAAGAAGGCUUAUGCUUAUUGCAAGACCACAAGAGUGCAGAGAGUGUCAAUAUUGGGAAAGAAUUUAUCAACUUUUGUCUGGCAUUCAGCUACUUAUCUAGAUGCAAGAGUCUGCAAAAUCACAGCAUGUUCUCCAUUUUGUCUUAUUCUUGUACUCCUUGGUUGUUAUAUACCUAUAAUAACCCAUUUUGGGGCUUUUGUGGCCUUUUAGCUAAAGACUUAAAAACUGCAUGAAUCUAGAGAAAUAAAAGACAGAAUCAAAAAAACUAACCUUAAAAUAUUUAAUAGUAUGUAGGACUUACAUUUACUUUAAGAUCAAUAUUUUUAAAACCUAUUUAACCUACAAAGCACUGAAGUUAUUUGCAUAUACAUUUAUCCUAACAUCCAAAUCCAAUGCCCAGAUCUAUUAUGUACCAAACUAUUUUUAACUUUUCAAAUAAAGAUACUUGUUAGAGCAAA